AUGAGCAGUGCCGGUGUGUAUGGUCCUACAGAUGUGCUCCCUUUGAGUGAGGAGAACCCAGGUGAUCCAAACUCCCGACACAAGGAGAAGCUGCAAUGCGAGCAGUACUUGGAUUCUCAGGGUAUGAACUGGACCUCCAUCCGUCCAGUGUACAUCUACGGCCCCUUGAACUACAACCCCGUGGAGCGUUACUUCUUUGAUCGGGUGACGCGGGGGCGGCCGGUGUGUAUUCCCUAUGACGGGAAGUACAUCACCCAGUUGGGACACUGUGAGGACCUGGCUGACUUCAUGAUCAAAUGCAUUGGCAAUCCAGCAGUCAAGGGCCAGGUCUACAACAUCUCCAGCGAGGAGUACGUGACCUUCGAUGGCAUGGCGAAGCUUUGUGCACAGGCAGCAGGCAUGGCUGAGCCGAAGAUCGUGCAUUAUGAUCCCAAGUCUGUGGAGGUGCCAGAUGGAUUUCCCAAAGCCUUUCCCUUUCGUGGCAUGCACUUCUUUGCCUCCAUUGAGAAGGCCAAGCGUGAUGUGCCUGACUGGAUGCCCAAGUUCAGUAUGUUGGAAGGCUUGAGGAGUAGCUAUCAGCAAGAUUAUUUGGCACGUGGCUUUGAUAAGCAGCAGCCAGAUUUUCGGACCGAUGAGCUGAUUUUGUCUAAAAGCAUGUCAGCUGCAUAG
This is a messenger RNA of Durusdinium trenchii, 669 nucleotides long. The record is from the annotation of a GenBank genome assembly. NCBI's taxonomy places the organism in Eukaryota, Dinophyceae, Suessiales, Symbiodiniaceae.